UUCCUCUGCAGAGUCAACUAGAACAGGAAGCAGCACCCUCACACCCAGGGCCCUAACCGAGUCUCCCAGACGUGACUGCAGAGCCAGCCUGGCAAGCAGUGGCCGAGCCCCCAAAUCCAGCCGGACACAGAGCUAAGGCCUCCAGGAGACAGAGUGGACAUGCCAGGCUGGCGCCCCCUGCUGCUCGCCCUGGUGGGGCUGCUCUCCCUUGGGUCCGCCCUCUCCCAGGAAUGCACCAAGUACAAGGUCAGCUCCUGCCGGGACUGCAUCCAGUCGGGGCCUGGCUGCGCCUGGUGCCAGAAGCUGAACUUCACCGGGCAAGGGGAGCCCGACUCCAUUCGCUGCGACACCCGGGAGCAGCUGCUGAAGAAGGGCUGCGCAGCUGACGACAUAAUGGACCCCAGGAGCCUCACGGAACCCCAGGAGGACUCGGAGGCGGGCCAGAAGCAGCUGUCCCCACAAAAAGUGACACUUCACCUACGACCAGGUCAGGCGGCUGUGUUCAAUGUGACCUUCAAGCGGGCCAAGGGCUACCCCAUCGACUUAUACUACCUGAUGGACCUUUCCUACUCCAUGCUGGACGACCUCAUCAAUGUCAAGAAGCUGGGCGGGGACCUGCUCCAGGCCCUCAAUGAGAUCACGGAGUCCGGCCGCAUUGGCUUCGGGUCCUUCGUGGACAAGACGGUGCUGCCCUUUGUCAACACGCACCCCGAGAAGCUGAGGAACCCCUGCCCCAACAAGGAGAAGCAGUGCCAGCCCCCCUUCGCCUUCAGGCACGUCCUGAAGCUGACCGAUAACUCCAACAAGUUCCAGACUGAGGUCGGGAAGCAGCUCAUUUCUGGAAACCUGGACGCUCCCGAGGGCGGGCUGGAUGCCAUGAUGCAAGUCGCCGCCUGCCCGGAGGAAAUUGGCUGGCGCAAUGUCACGCGGCUGCUGGUGUUCGCCACAGAUGACGGUUUCCACUUCGCCGGCGAUGGGAAGCUGGGCGCCAUCCUGACACCCAACGAUGGCCGCUGCCACCUGGAGGACAACAUGUACAAGAGCAGCAAUGAGUUUGACUACCCUUCCGUGGGCCAGCUGGCACACACUCUGGCUGAGAACAACAUCCAACCCAUCUUCGCAGUGACCAAGAGGAUGGUGCAGACCUACGAGAAACUCACAGAGAUCAUCCCCAAGUCGGCCGUGGGGGAGCUGUCUGACGACUCCAGCAACGUGGUGCAGCUCAUCAAGAACGCCUACAACAAACUCUCCUCCAGAGUCUUCCUGGACCACAGCACCCUCCCCGACACCCUGAGGGUCUCCUACGACUCCUUCUGCAGUAACGGGCAGUCCCACACAGGCCAGCCCAGAGGGGACUGCGACGGCGUGCAGAUCAACGUCCCGAUCACCUUCCAGGUGCGGGUCACAGCCACAGAGUGCCUCCAGGAGCAGUCCUUUGUCAUCCGGGCGCUGGGCUUCACAGACACCGUGACCGUGCGGGUCCUCGCCCAGUGCGAGUGCCGGUGCCGGGACCAGAGGCAGAACCGCAGCCCCUGCGGGGGCAAGGGCUCCUUGGAGUGCGGCAUCUGCAGGUGCGACGCUGGCUACAUCGGGAAGAACUGUGAGUGUCAGACGCAGGGCCGGAGCAGCCAGGAGCUGGAGGGAAGCUGCCGGAAGGACAACAGCUCCGUCGUGUGCUCCGGGCUGGGGGACUGCGUCUGCGGGCAGUGCAUCUGCCACACCAGCGACAUCCCCAACAAGGAGAUCUUCGGCCGGUACUGCGAGUGCGACAACGUCAACUGCGAGCGCUAUGACGGCCAAGUCUGUGGUGGCCCUAGCAGGGGGACCUGCUCCUGCGGCCAGUGCCACUGCACAGAGGACUUCGAGGGCUCAGCGUGCCAGUGCGGGAAGUCCACCACGGGCUGUCUGAACGCCGCGCGGGUGGAGUGCAGCGGCCGGGGCCGGUGCCGCUGCAACACCUGCGAGUGCGACCCUGGCUACCAGCCGCCCCUGUGCCAGGACUGCCCCGGCUGCCCCUCCCCCUGCGGCCGGUACACCUCCUGUGCCGAGUGCCUGAAGUUCAACAAGGGCCCCUUCGAGAAGAACUGCAGCACUGAGUGCAAGAGCGUGCUGCUGCAGAGCCGUCCUGGGCAGGGCAAGACCUGCCAGGAGCGGGACUCGGAGGGCUGCUGGAUGACCUACACCCUGCUGCAGCGGGACGGCAGGGACCGCUAUGACAUCCACGUGGACGAGAGCCGAGAGUGCGUGAAGGGCCCCAACAUUGGUGGCAUUGUAGGGGGCACUGUGGCAGGGGUGGUGUUGAUCGGCGUCCUGCUGCUGGUCAUCUGGAAGGCCCUGACCCACCUGAGUGACCUCCGGGAGUACAGACGCUUUGAGAAGGAAAAGCUCAAGUCCCAGUGGAACAACGACAACCCUCUCUUCAAGAGUGCCACCACGACAGUCAUGAACCCCAAGUUCACGGAGAGUUAGGCGCCCCUGGUGAAGACGAGGCCAACAGGACAGAGCAGAGGGGACCCCAAAGCCACGUCUCCAUCUGUGACCCUGACGUGGCUUCUGCCAGCGAACUAGACGUCCACUCUGCUUCUGUCUGCCUUCCAAGUGGCAGAGAAGGCCAGGGGUUCACAUGGACUCGUCUUCAGGGCCAGCUCCCCUUCCGAUCUGCACUCUUCCCAUAGCGACCUGAGAACAGGACUUUCCGAGUCCCAGGACUUGGGUGUGGCUUCCUGGGAGAGGUGGGCAAAUCCACUUGCAUUUAACUUGCCGGGUGCCUAAGCUCUGUGGAAAGAACAAUAAAACCUCCGCGCAGGCGUUGCUGGGAGCUGGCCUCCGGCUGAGGCUGCCGCGGCCUGCUGCAGGCUUGGGCUUUGUGCUGCCGCUCUUCUUUCCGCCUGAGGGGACAGACCCACCUCACCCCCUGCUGCUGCUUCUGUUCUUCCUCCCCAGCUGGCCAGCACCCCGGCCCCUGGCCACCCACAGAAGGCUGCCUGCUGCUGAGCCUGGCCAGAGCGCAGCCAGCUGGAGAGGCUCCCUCUCCCGGAGGCCAGGGCCUGCCUGUCGGGCCAGGCUGCUCUCAGGAGCACGAGAGGCACCGCCGAGAGCAGUCUCACCCGCACCCUCUCCUCGUGGGUUGCUCCUGGGAGACCUGGAAGUCUGCAUCUGUCUUGUGCUGUGUGAAGGGCCCGCGUUGUGCGUAGAUACGUGUGCGGUGUCCUCUGAGAGCGUGGCGCGGGCACAGAGGGGCACAGCCUCCACAGGCGCCGCUGGAGCUCAGGUCUGCACUUCACCCCUGCCCCAGGCGACGGUGCCGGCUGCGUGGUUGUGUAUCUGUCUCUGUGCAGAAAUGUAUUUUCACAUCUUUGUCUCUAUUUUUUCCUCAAAAAAUACAAUUCCUUAUUAGAA
Molecule: messenger RNA, 3399 nt
Organism: Sciurus carolinensis (gray squirrel)
Lineage: Eukaryota; Metazoa; Chordata; Mammalia; Rodentia; Sciuridae
Gene: Itgb2
Product: integrin subunit beta 2
Exons: 16
Coding region: 160-2469 (769 amino acids)
Biological process (GO): cell-matrix adhesion; cell adhesion mediated by integrin; cell migration
Cellular component (GO): cell surface; focal adhesion; integrin complex
Molecular function (GO): amyloid-beta binding; integrin binding
Source: RefSeq, a predicted model, not a curated record